This is a messenger RNA of Rangifer tarandus platyrhynchus (Svalbard reindeer), 327 nucleotides long. The record is from the annotation of a GenBank genome assembly. Lineage: Eukaryota; Metazoa; Chordata; Mammalia; Artiodactyla; Cervidae.
AUGACCUUGAAAUGUAGUGAGGAUUCUGUCACUGGAAGGAUUCAAGUAAAGGAAAGGCUGCUACCUCUUUGGUUUGGAAGAAGGAGUUCCACAUCCAGUAAGAGGCCAGCUGAGAUGAAUUCUGUGAUCACAGCUCUAAAUGAAGGAAAGACUGGCGGCCAUAAGGGCAGGCAUCUGGUUCCCGGCACAGAACCGGAUAUGCACAACCAAACCCGCCUGCAGGACCCCGCUUGGCCCCUGGAGGCUAUUUUUACCCCUCUACCCUCACAGAUCUAUUUUGUUAAUCUCCUUAUAGUUGCUGUUUUGACUUCCCAGCCAGCUUGCUAA